Messenger RNA from Nerophis lumbriciformis (worm pipefish), 2070 nucleotides. Lineage: Eukaryota; Metazoa; Chordata; Actinopteri; Syngnathiformes; Syngnathidae. The record is from RefSeq and is a predicted model, not a curated record.
AUGUCUCAGGUGGAGAAGAAGGCUGGUCUGCUGAGAAGGACUUCGUCCUCCAAGAAACCGCUAAAGGAGAAAGUAGUUUUGAUGUAUGAUGAAAUCUUCACAAAGGAUGACCCAGCUAAGAAUAACCCUCGCUUCUGGGAUGAGCUGUUUCUGAUGAAGGUAAACCUGGAGUACCUGGAGUCGAAGUUGGAGACUGUAGAUGGCGAAGAGGUACAACGGAUACAAGACAACAUCAACACACUCUUUCAUCACAGCGUUCAGGCUCUUGGAGAGGAGCAUCAGAUCAAAGUUGUCAAUGCUUUGCAGACAUUAUGUGCGCUUUUCAGAGGAGUUCAUCAAAAGAACAAGUCUGCAUCUGGCUUUGACAUCAUUAAUAUGCUUGUGGGCUUUGACAAGGCUGAGCAAAGAAUGAAGGACUUAAUGGAAAGACUGGACAGCCUCCUUUGUGGUGAUGGCUCAGAGAGUCUUAAGAGUCUUUGUCUUAAACUUCUGCUUUGUCUUGUGACGGUAACAGAUAAUAUUAGCCAGAACACAAUCUUGGAAUAUGUGAUGAUCAACAGCAUCUUUGAAGCCAUACUACAGAUUCUUUCGGAUGGUUCCAGUAGAGGGCAGCAUGGUUAUGAUGCUGUUGUUCUUCUCGCCCUUCUGGUCAACUACAGGAAAUAUGAGUCUGUAAAUCCAUAUAUUGUGAAACUCUCCAUCGUUGAUGAUGAGCCAACACUGGAUGGAAUGGGCCUUGUUGUCCACCAUGCUUUAACAGAAUACAACAGGCAGUACAAAGACAAAGAGGAAGAACACCAAGGAGGGUUCUUCUCCACCCUCACUAGUAUGGUGGGGAGCAUGUUUAUAGCAGAUGCAGAUGAAAAGCUUUCUGUUCAGACCAAUGAAGCAAUUUUGCUUGCACUGUACGAGGCCGUUCACCUUAACCGCAACUUCAUUACUGUAUUAGCACAGAGCCAUCCUGAGAUAGACAUUGCAGCAACGCCAGCCAACCAAACUCCGACCACACCAACAACGCCCCUUGGCACAACGCCACCUUCUCUUGACAUGAUGAACAACCCCGAGCUCCCACUGGAUCCCAAUCUUCAGACAAGCAAUCUUCUCAUUACCUUCCUCAAAUAUGCCUCUAUUGUAAUGCAGGAUACUAAAGAUGAGCAUCGACUCAACAGCGCCAGACUGUGCCUCAUCAUUCUCACAUGUAUAGCUGAGGACCAAUAUGCUGAUGCCUUCCUGCAUGAUGACAAUAUGAACUUCAGAGUCAGUCUACACAAAAUGCCUAUGAGGCACAGAAAGAAAGGCGUGGAGAAGAACAUCCCUUGUCUACCACUGGUCUGUGCAGUUCUAGAUCUGAUGGUAGAAUUUGUUGUCACACACAUGAUGAAGGAUUUCCCAAUGGAUUUGUACUUGCGCUGUGUUCAGAUAAUUCACAAACUUCUAUGUUACCAGAAGAAGUGCAGAAUCAGGUUACACUACACCUGGAGGGAGCUAUGGUCAGCGCUCAUAAACCUGCUGAAGUUCCUACUGUCAAAUGAAACCACGCUGCUGCCCAAGCACAACAUCUUUCAUCUGGCACUACUGGUGGUAAACCUGUUCAACAUGUUCAUCACAUAUGGUGACACAUUUCUGCCCACGUCUAACAGCUAUGAUGAGCUCUACUAUGAAAUUGUACGAAUGCACCAAGUAUUUGACAACCUCUACUGUAUGGUGCUAAGAGUGUCAACAAACACUGGGCAGUGGAAGGAGCCCGCGAGUAAAGUCACACAUGCCCUUGUUAAUGUUCGGGCCAUCAUCAACCAUUUUAACCCGAAGAUUGAGUCAUAUGCUGCAGUGAACCACAUCUCACAACUUUCAGAGGAGCAGGUGUUGGAGGUGGUGCGCUCAAACUAUGACACGCUGACGCUCAAACUGCAGGAUGGUUUGGACCAGUUUGAGAGAUACUCAGAGCAGCCCAAAGAGGCGGCUUUCUUUAAGGAGCUGGUGCGCUCCAUCAGCCUGAAUGUGAGGAAAAACGUGUCUUUGAACACUUUGAGUCAGGAUGUGCUUCUCAAAGAGUUCUCAACCAUCUCCUGA